Messenger RNA from Plectropomus leopardus (leopard coralgrouper), 2476 nucleotides. It is a transcript of the gene hsdl1, whose product is annotated as hydroxysteroid dehydrogenase like 1. Lineage: Eukaryota; Metazoa; Chordata; Actinopteri; Perciformes; Serranidae. Gene Ontology annotation, cellular component: mitochondrion. The record is from RefSeq and is a predicted model, not a curated record.
UCCUUCUAUCCGGGUGCUGUCAGGAGACAUCUCUGCCUCCCGAAACGCCUGUCAAACUGAAUACUUUUGACCAAAAUCCACUAUAUGGGGACACCGACAUGUUUUGUCUGCACGCCUGACUUCCCAGCUAACGUUACGCCUAGAUAUCGCACCGUUAAAUCUAUUGAAUAAGCAUUAGCUAACAGGCUAGCAUCAGCAUCACUAGUGUCGACUAUGGCGGCAGUUGACAGCUUUCAGCUGUUGUUCAGAGAAGUUUCUCGGUCAUGCAGUCCUUACUUUGAAACCCUGGCCCUGGUCGGUGCUCUUUACACGGCCAGCCGGGCAGUAAUCCUCCUGAGAGACUGCUGCACGUUGAUCAGGGUGCAUUUCCUGCCAAGAAUGAUCCCGUCGAAGAAGCUGACCCAAAGAUUUGGUGACUGGGCUGUUGUUUAUGGUGCAUCAGAGCCUGUGGCCAAAGCCUAUGCAGAGGAGCUGGCCAGACACGGGAUCAGCGUUAUCUUUGUCACUCAGGAUCACACCUCCGUCAGAGACACGGCUGCAUCCCUCUCCCAAAACUAUGGAGUGGAAACUGUUGUCGUCCUAGCUGACUUCUCUUUGGACCAAUCAGCAAGCAAGACCAUCAAAGAAGCCACGAGGGGGAAAGAUAUCGGCUUCUUGGUGAACUGUGUGGAAUCUAUGGCUUCCCCUCAGAGUCUUAUUGAAAUGCCUGAGCAGGGCCUGUUGGAUUUGGCGAAUAAGAAUGUUGCGGUUGCUACUCUGAUGACCCGGUUGGUGCUGCCUGGGAUGGUGGAGCGCAGCAGAGGAGCUGUGGUCAAUAUAUCAUCGGGUGCCGUUUGCAGACCUCUGCCUGGAAGAGUGACACUCACCGCCUCUGCUGGCUACAUGGAUCAUUUCUCUAGAGCUCUUCACCUUGAGUACGGUGGCAGAGGGAUCUUUGUCCAAAGUCUGAUUCCUUUCCAGAUAACCUCAAGUGAGGAACAACAGUCAUCAUCAACACCAGCAUCAACACCAGGCUGGUUUGCACCAGCGCCAGAGGUUUAUGCCCGCCACGCCAUCUCCACCCUAGGUGUCACUAACAGGACCACCGGCUACUGGCCUCACACACUGCAGUAUGGACUGAUGAGAUGUGUUCCAGAGUGGAUUUGGGUUCUCGGAUCACGUGUGCUCAUCAGUUCAAGCUAAGAGCUCAGCCUUUUCUCCCCUCACUAAAGACUUAACCCAGUUACCAUAUCAUCCUGUUACUGUAGUCAUGUAGAGUUUUAGAUUAUUCUGUCAUUAGCUCUCAGGCUCUAUUUAACUUGAAACUUCUUUUGGUAUCAAUUUCAAGGGAAGCUGUAGUGGAAUUUGACUACAUUUAUUUGUCUGACAAAGCUGUGACAUCCUAAAUUUACUACAGAAACCAGACAUCUUGAUACUACAUGUCUUAAUGGGGGCCAGACAUAAUGUUGGAAACUGGGUGUGUCUUUAAGUCAGGGUUGUAAACUCGUUGAUUAUCAUUAGACCGUGAUUAUCGAACACUUGGUUUGGUUGCCUCCAUAUAGUUUAAACCUUUGAACUAUUGAAUAAGAAAUUGAUGGGCUCAUUAGUCAGUGGGCAGCCAGAAUGGGCCAUUAAAUGCCCAAUUCAUCAAAUUUAAAACAGAAUGUACAUUAUUUUAUUUUCCUAUUUUUUCAAAAAAGUUGCACUCAAAGCACUUUUACAUUCAAUUAAACCUAAGUAGGUGAGAAGAUGCACCUCAAUUGUUACAAUAUACAACAGACAGAGGAAAGCAAUAAUAAAGCAAUCUGCAACCAUAAAAACAAUAAAUUAUAAUAAAAUAAACUUCAUUUUUUUCUCCCAGAGCUUUUUGCAUCUGACUUUUAAAAAAAGUCUUUUGAGCCGACUUUUGACUUUCCAGUUUUUUCUGGCUGUAUGGCUCUCACCGUCAUUAAACACACCCAUGGCACUCUUACAAGUAACAAAUGGCAUUCACACCAAAACCAAACUCAGCAUCAUUCAAAGUUCAACAGGCACAUUACAAUGAAGUAUAAUUCCUUUAAACUUAUUGUCUUAAUGAACAAAAGCUGCAUUAUGCAACUCUGAUUUAAGCAUAAUUUUGAUAUAAAUUAUGAAUAUAACUAAGAGGCACAUUUUAACUCAAACUCAGUGUUUGUAGCAAAUACAAACAUGUUGGUGAAUGGCGAGUAACAGCUUUGGUUGUCAUUGCUCAGAGUGUAACACUAAAGCAUAUCGAGGAGUGAAUUUGAAAUGCAAAAAUGAGUGAGAUUUUGAGGUUUUGUUUCGUUGAGAAAUUUUGUUAAAGAUACAUUCAGUAGAUAUUGCUUUAAAUUAAGUAUUUACAUUAUGAAAUGUGAACAGAUUCAGAUAUAUUGUGUUCAGUGGUUGCUUACAUAUACAGUGCAGUAUAUAAAAAUGUGGACUUAAACAUAUGUGUCAUCAUAGCACAAAAAACAAUAAAGCUUUCUCCAUUCCCAUA